Danio aesculapii is the source of this 1533-nucleotide messenger RNA. RefSeq names its product ADP-ribosylation factor-like 4D (gene arl4d). Gene Ontology annotation, biological process: vesicle-mediated transport; intracellular protein transport. Gene Ontology annotation, molecular function: GTP binding; GTPase activity. The record is from RefSeq and is a predicted model, not a curated record. NCBI's taxonomy places the organism in Eukaryota, Metazoa, Chordata, Actinopteri, Cypriniformes, Danionidae. Bases 291 to 893 code for a protein of 200 amino acids. Gene Ontology annotation, cellular component: cytoplasm. The transcript has 2 exons.
UUGUUGUUCUGGAUUUUGUGCGUUCAGCUCCACUUUCAUCUCUGAGAUCACUGGAAGAGGACUCUGGAAAAUGAGCACUGUUUUGAGUCGCUUGGAUAGCCGGUCGCCUGCGUUUUUAAAGUGAGAAAUGGAAAAGCUGCCCUUUAGGAGAUAAACACCUAUUUAGGUUGCACACGGUGCCUCCGAUCUUACAGCACCUCCGUCUGUCUGCAGUACCUUUGAAGUAGGUGCAAAUGCCCAACACUUCAAAUCUGCUUCUCCUUACAAGAGGGUGAGAAAAGCAAGUUGCCAUGGGAAACCAGUUAACAGAGAUUGCCCCCAACACACCGUUCCUGCCCAACUUCCAGUCUCUUCACGUUGUGGUGAUUGGUUUGGAUUCAUCAGGCAAAACCUCGCUUCUAUACAGGCUGAAGCUGAAGGAAUUUGUUGAAACCAUCCCGACUAAGGGAUUUAACACUGAGAAGAUUAAAGUUCCGGUUGGAAAUGGCCGGGCUAUUACCUUCCAGGCGUGGGAUGUAGGUGGUCAGGAGAAGCUCCGGCCAUUGUGGAAGUCUUACACGAGGCGCACGGAUGGCAUGGUGUUUGUGGUGGACUCUACAGAGGUGGAGCGCAUGGAGGAGGCUAAGGUGGAGUUGCACAAGAUCACACGUACGUCAGAGAACCAAGGAGUGCCGGUGCUCGUGUUGGCGAACAAACAGGACCUUCCAGUUGCACUACCGGUGUCUGACGUAGAAAAGGUUUUGGCUGUACACGAACUGAGCGCCUCCACCCUACACCAUGUGCAAGGGUGCAGUGCGGUCGACGGGCAGGGUUUGCAGCUGGGCUUGGAAAAACUCUAUGAUAUGAUCCUCAAACGAAAGAAAAUGGUGCGGCUCAGCAAGAAAAAAAGAUGAGCUGGAUGGGUUUAUUCCACUUGUGAAGCUCCAUGAAGGACUUUCGUAGCAUUUUGCAGCAAAUCCCUAAAUGAAGGAAAUGCUCCAGAUGGCCCGGUGGUCAGGAGAAAACAGAUUUGACCUUUAUGUGUCACACACACACUCACAGUAUUGAACUGCUUUCUUCCAUGCCUAGUAAUUUGCUGUGCUGCUUCCCUUUGUAAUCAAGGAAUAUGUGAUAGCAUUGAUAGGCCCUAGUGUCAGCAGAAUUAAAGCCUACGUCCUUGCCUUUUUUUCCCUUUUCUUUUUAUUCCAAGCGAGACUGAAUCAUAGCUUGGCAACACUGAUUUCCACCAGGCUUCGGUCCUCAUUUUUUUUCAAUACACUGAUUGCCAGUGCCGCUAUAAUUAAAGGCCAUAUAAAUGUUCACGCUAUGCUAGUUGUGAAACUGAAGUCUUAAGCGAAUCACAGAGAUUCACUAUUCACAGAUCUACGUUUUAGUUGGAGAAAUGUUUGUUUUUACAUGCUGUAAAUAGUUUUGUAAUGCUGUAGAUUUAAUAAAUUAUAGAUGGCUUUGUCACAGACGGCGAUUCAGAAGCUGUAUCUUUUAUUCUUGAGGCUGAGCAGAUUUUGCUAAAAUAAAUGCUAAUUAUUAUUAUUA